AUGGCCUCCAGCACAGAUGCGGGCGCGGCGGCCGCCACUUCCACGACGAUCGGGAGCGAUUCAUUUGGGCGCAGAAUGCCUUGGUUGGGAGUAAUGGCGUACCAAGACCUGCACUUGCUCGGAACUUUGAGUUUGUACACGAUGUGUCGGCUCGGAGACGAAUUAACCAGCGUGAUCGUGUGUUUGUCGCCCAAGAUGUUGCCGUCCAACGUGAAGUUGGAGGAAGGGAGGAUUGACACGCACGUCGGCGGUACCAACCAUGAUUCGUCUACCGUCAGCGUCCACGCCGUGUUGGUGGACGAGUCGACGGACAUGCGACGACCCUGCAUGGACGUACGUGUUGAGAUAGUUGACUUGCACUUGACGCCUGCAUGUGGCCCUGUGGUCCAUGUCGAAGAUGCAAAGGACGAGCGCUGA
Molecule: messenger RNA, 417 nt
Organism: Aphanomyces invadans
Lineage: Eukaryota; Oomycota; Saprolegniomycetes; Saprolegniales; Verrucalvaceae
Exons: 1
Coding region: 1-417 (138 amino acids)
Source: RefSeq, a predicted model, not a curated record